AAACCGUUCUAUUCCUCUCUUUAGACGAGUCCACUAUUUGACCCUUUUUGGGUGUUUGGUGGGUUAGGUUGAAACUUGAAAGCUCUUAUAGAGAAGAAGCAACCCAGUUGGGCUUUUAAAGUUUUUUUGCUUUGUUUUAUUAUUCUGUUGUAAUCGGAGAAGGAUAGGAUGGAGAUGAUGUAUUAUCAGCUAGCAAAGAGUUCCUACCAGGACUCCUUGAAGGUCUUGGAGGCCGAUAUACAGCAUGCUAAUUCCCUGGCUGCUGCCAUUCCGAAGGGGAAGGGUGGUGCGCGUCUUGAGAUGAAAUUGGUUUAUAAUCACUUAGCUGCGCUAUAUUUGUUUUUAUUACAAUGGAUGGAUUGUUCCUGCAUUUGUCUACUCCCCAGAUACCUAAACCUCUUCCACAUACUUGUGUACAAGGUUUAUAGUGAUGAUCGGCCAAAAUUAUCAACUUGUGGAAGGAAAGCAACAAUGAAGGAAUUUUAUGGUAUUAUAUUACCCUCUCUUCAACGUCUCCAUGGCAACUUGGGGGAGUCGGAUGAUUUGGAGGAAGGUCAUCCUGGCACCAAUAGCUUCAAUAAAAAGAUAGUAGAAAGAAAUAACAGGAUUGUAGAUAUUGAUUGGGAGAGAGAAGAUGAAUGUGGGAUUUGUUUGGAACCUUGCUCCAAAAUUGUCUUACCUAAUUGCUGUCAUGCAAUGUGCAUCAAAUGCUAUCGCAAUUGGAACAUAAAGUCGGAGUCAUGCCCUUUCUGUCGUGGCAGCUUAAAGAGAGUUAAUUCAGAAGAUUUAUGGGUUCUCACUUGCAAUGGCGAUGUAGUUGAUACGAAAACAGUCUCCAAGGAGGAUUUGUUGCGUUUCUACCUCUAUAUCAACAGCCUGCCAAAAGAUUACCCAGAUGCCCUUUUCUUUGUGGAUUAUGAAUACUUGAUAUGAUUUACUGAAUCAAAAGUGAAGUGUACAGUUAGAACUUAGAACAUUCCAGCCUUCAAAUGUAAAUAAGGACUAGUAUGCAGAAUUCUCUUUGAUAUUGAAUUGAUGGUUGUACGAAGUGCAAGAAAUUCGCAGAAUUGAUAAUGAAAAGUGUUCAUCUCUGGAAUUGGCUCCAAUGUUUGAUUCA
Tripterygium wilfordii is the source of this 1117-nucleotide messenger RNA. RefSeq names its product E3 ubiquitin-protein ligase AIRP2-like. Lineage: Eukaryota; Viridiplantae; Streptophyta; Magnoliopsida; Celastrales; Celastraceae. Bases 169 to 933 code for a protein of 254 amino acids. Gene Ontology annotation, biological process: protein ubiquitination. The transcript has 5 exons. Gene Ontology annotation, molecular function: ubiquitin protein ligase activity. The record is from RefSeq and is a predicted model, not a curated record.